AUGCGUUUGGCAUUCACAAAUUUGAUUGUGAAGAGAAGAAAGGUGGAUCGGCGACAUGGAAAGCGCCCACUUCCGUGGGAAGCACCGGCGGAGGAAGAAGAAAGAGAUCAAAAUGAUUUGGGUUCUUCUAAUUUGUCUCAGAAUCAAGAAAGUGGGAGGAAGCGGCAUUAUAGAGGCGUAAGACAAAGGCCAUGGGGAAAAUGGGCAGCGGAGAUUCGUGACCCCAACAAAGCGGCUAGAGUUUGGCUUGGCACCUUCGACACUGCCGAGGCUGCUGCCAUUGCCUAUGACAACGCCGCUCUGAGGUUUAAAGGCAACAAGGCCAAGCUUAAUUUUCCUGAACGCCUUCAACCCAACCCUCCUCACUUUGCCUUUCUCCCCGCCGGUGGGGCUGGUGCUUCUUCCGCUCCUCUAGCCCCGACCCCGCCAGCCCCUUCACUUCCUCCGUCGCACGAAGAAGCCUUCCCCGGACUUCACCAGUACGCCCAACUCCUCUCCAGCACGGACGCCGACUUCCCUUAUUACUCCUCCACUCUUCUCAACCAACCCCACCAAUACCCUUUUUAUUCUUCUUCUUCCUCGUCCCAACACCAAGAACAAGAACAAGAUCAAGAUCAAGAUCUCGGCCCCGGUGGCUCAACCAAUCAAACCAAUGUUGAUUGUUAGUUGACAUUUAUAUGAGUUUUUGUACUCACAACUACUACCACGUAUGAGAUUUUAUAUAUAUAUCCAUCCCCUAUUUUCAUGA
Cucurbita moschata (crookneck pumpkin) is the source of this 748-nucleotide messenger RNA. RefSeq names its product ethylene-responsive transcription factor ERF113-like. NCBI's taxonomy places the organism in Eukaryota, Viridiplantae, Streptophyta, Magnoliopsida, Cucurbitales, Cucurbitaceae. Gene Ontology annotation, biological process: ethylene-activated signaling pathway; regulation of DNA-templated transcription. The coding region runs from base 1 to 666 and encodes 221 amino acids. The record is from RefSeq and is a predicted model, not a curated record. The transcript has 3 exons. Gene Ontology annotation, molecular function: DNA binding; DNA-binding transcription factor activity.